Penicillium brevicompactum is the source of this 1527-nucleotide messenger RNA. Its product is annotated as fungal specific transcription factor domain-containing protein. NCBI's taxonomy places the organism in Eukaryota, Fungi, Ascomycota, Eurotiomycetes, Eurotiales, Aspergillaceae. The record is from RefSeq and is a predicted model, not a curated record. Bases 1 to 1527 code for a protein of 508 amino acids. The transcript is spliced from 4 exons.
AUGGAUGUGGCUAUGAACGAUACCCAUGUGGAGCCCAAUCAGCGUAAGAGGGCUGCAGUCGCGUGUGAAUACUGCCGGAAACGUGGGCUGGAGUCAUUUUUGCAUCAAGCUGACACCCUGGCGGGGGAAUACAACGAAAGAAAUUCCCCUGGACUUCUUUCGGAUCGCAUAGAGCGCCACGAUGAGGUAAUUGGAGAGCACACAGCAGCGAUUGAUAUCAUGAGAAGUCAGAUUGCGCAACUCAUAGGCGAUGCAGCUGUUUCCAGCCAAGGAGAGAUUUUCAACACGCCAUUGCCACAACAUGACAAUCUUACUCCGCAAAAUCAGUCUGGUUUUCUAUUGCGCGAAUUCACGCUAUCUGAUGCUCAUGAUACAUUGCCAAUGAACAUACCUGCGGGGCAUCUAUCUACCACAGAGAAUCUACUGCAGACAGAGAAGGCAAAAGUGCUGCUUGGUAAUUAUCCGGUUGACUUAUUUCUCCGAACAGAGCGUAAACGUGGGCAAUCAGAGGAUUUCAGGUUGGAUGCGCGCCUCUCAACCAGACCACCGUUUGGUAUCUCAGAGAACCCUAUGAUUGAAGAGCUAGUGCAUGAAUAUUUCAAGGAUCUCAACCCCACGACCCCGAUCAUCGACGCAGAUUCAUUUUGGGAACUGUUUGCUUCCCUUAAAAAUCGACCCGGUGAUCCAGGGGUCAAGGAGGCCUUGAUUUUCGUCAUGUGCGCUCUUGUCCAGGUGAACCGAACCUUGCCAAAUGAGAUCAAAAGCGGCGAAUUACCUGGGAAGACCGGCUUUUUCUUUGGCCUCGAGAUUCUCAUGAGAGAAUGGGCAACCUCAUUCCAUACAGAUUUACACCUAUGCCAAGCCCUUUUUCUAGCAGCUUCUUGUGACCAAUAUGGAGAGAGCGGCCCUUGCCAAGGAUGUGUUAGACUUAUUUGGGCAAUUUUCCUGGCAGAGUGUGACAUGCUUGCAGAGUACCAGCUUCCAAGGAGUGGUAUCGAACUCAUGGUGGAAAAGCUCUUCUACCCAAAUGCUGCUUCAUACUCCACUGACGCCUAUCUCAUAUGGAUCGCCAAUCUAUCAGCUCGUCGAUUAAUGAAUCGCGUUCAUUUUACUACCUACAAAUUCAACGGCAAUAGUUUGGACAGCAAUUACACCGUUGAACAAAUCUUUGACAAGUUUAUAGAGAGUUCUGGCUCAGCGAAUGCCCUUUUCACCACUUCAGCGGAGCUAUACAGCCAACUCAAGCAGUGGUGGGAUCUCCUCCCGCCAUCCAUCAAGCCUCGGAUUGACGACGUAAACCCUACUACCCAGGAAGGGGUUCUUCUUUUACGAUUUUGGGCAUGUGGCGAUAUAAUAUAUCGGCCAUAUCUCUACAAAUUAUGUUCGGUGCACGUAGAUUCCACCAUGGUUGACAGCCUGAUCGAACCAGCUGUGAAGUGUAUCUACCACUGUCGCAAGUUCCUUGAGGUCGCAGACUCAGUCACAAAAGUUCCAUCCAUUUUUACAAUGAUCAACAUGCACUCGUAA